Xyrauchen texanus (razorback sucker) is the source of this 2347-nucleotide messenger RNA. Its product is annotated as doublesex- and mab-3-related transcription factor A2-like. The record is from RefSeq and is a predicted model, not a curated record. Gene Ontology annotation, molecular function: RNA polymerase II cis-regulatory region sequence-specific DNA binding; DNA-binding transcription factor activity, RNA polymerase II-specific; protein binding. Bases 409 to 1710 code for a protein of 433 amino acids. NCBI's taxonomy places the organism in Eukaryota, Metazoa, Chordata, Actinopteri, Cypriniformes, Catostomidae. The transcript is spliced from 2 exons. Gene Ontology annotation, biological process: regulation of transcription by RNA polymerase II; germ cell development; sex differentiation. Gene Ontology annotation, cellular component: nucleus.
UAGUGUCUCACACUGGCUCGGGCAGCAAACUCUCCUCUCUCAGACUGCUCUGUCUUGGAGUCGGCUGAUCAUUGAGUUUAAAGGUAGUUUAUCAUUUCUUCGAUGGAAUUUAUUGUUUUUCAAAACGGCUAUUCUUUAGUUUUGACGAUUUUUUGAAGAAAGAAGCAGUUUCUGGGGUUGCAUAUGAACUGCGCUCAACAAGUUAAAGUGCAAAGAGGCGCACUGGAAAGAAGACUUUGAGUAACAUUCCUAAUUGGUUUCAGAGCUGUGCUAAAGAAAUUCGCAGUGAAUUGAUUCUGCCCAAUGCUUAUGAAACGUAUUUACACUGCGCACGCUCCUCUCCGAUCAAACACUUCGGCUGCGCACGUAUUUUAACCUAUUGAUCGACUGUUUGCUAAUUCGGAGAAUAUGGAUCUUCGUCCAGAGAUCCCGUCCGUCGCCCAAGCAGGGUCGCAGGUUCAUCCAGGUGCCACCGCCUCCAUACCGGUUUCCAUGGCCAGCAACCUCUUAAGGGGCCCACCACUGUUGCUUCGCGCUACGGAGAAGUAUCCACGAACGCCCAAGUGCGCUCGGUGCAGGAAUCACGGAGUUGUGUCCGCUCUGAAGGGGCAUAAGCGCUACUGCAGAUGGAAGGACUGCAUGUGUGCCAAAUGCACUCUGAUCGCUGAGAGACAGCGCGUCAUGGCAGCUCAGGUUGCGCUCCGCAGGCAACAGGCUCAGGAGGAGAACGAGGCAAGAGAGCUGCAAUUGCUCUACGGCACUGCAGAGGGUCUGGCCUUGGCCGCUGCCAACGGCAUAAUUCCUCCUCGACAUAACUAUGAGGUCUUUGGCCAAAUGAACAACGAAACCAACUCCGAAUCAAACAUUCAAAAGUUCGAGUUGUUCCCGAAGACACAUUUACCAGGAUCGGUGACUCCACAGCAGGCGGUGGGAAAGUCCGUACCCACAGACACCGAAUCUGUUCCUGGAAUUUCAUCUCCAGAUUUGCGUCACGGCUCCGGCUCGGAAAACGGUGACCGAGAAUCCCUCGUGAGUUCCCCGAUCACCAAACCUCUGAAAGACGGAGAGGAGACGCCGGGCUCAAUCAGUCCACUAGGCUCAGACUCCGGCUCGGAUAUUGAUAAAGACGAGCAGGAGCCCUCGCCCUCCUCUGCAGCAUCACGACAGAUGAACGCCAUCGACAUCUUAACGAGGGUCUUCCCCAACCACAAGCGCAGCGUCCUGGAGCUUGUCCUUCAGGGAUGCGGGAAAGACGUGGUGCAGGCCAUAGAGCAAAUACUCAACAACAGCGGCCAAGCCAAGGGCCCAGAGGAGUCCUGGACGGCGGAGAGGAUGCUGCAGAGCGCACAGACGACAAUAUCUUCCAACCCGAGGCCUAUGUUACCCGGAACCAUGACGCUCAGCAAUAGGUCUGCCUUCUCUCCUCUGCAACCCAAUGCUCCACACUUUAGUGCCGAUCCCAGCACCUAUUCUCUCAGUACGCAUUUGGGCCUGAACCCACUGCGGCUGGCAUACUCGGCUCACAGCAGAGGUCUUGCCUUCAUGGCUCCUUACUCCACCGCAGGUCUAAUGCCAACAUUGGGCUUUAGGCCGCCAAUGGACUACGCCUUCAGUGACUUGAUUAGAGACAGGACUCUCUUGCAUAAAGAUCAGAACUACAGUAAUGGACUGUAUGGUCCCCUGGUCAACAACACUCCAGAGAAACAGUGAGGGUCUAUGGAAUAAUAAAAAAAAGACUAUAGGGAUAGCGUUUCAUCUGUUCCAUGUCUUUAAGACUCUUAGGCCUAAAUAUUUCUCCUUCAACGUUCCCAAGAUUUGUGGGCCUUGUGGUUCUGUUAUUGCAAUUAUGUAUAUAAACUAUGUCUAGUUAAAUCGCCAGAAAAAAAAAACGUAAUACGGACUAACGAUUGACUCGUGUUUGGUCUUGGCUUCUUUGAAGUUUAUGAUUAAUCAAAAAGAAAAUGGUUACGCGUAAAGGUUAUAGUUUUUGCCUAACUGUAAAAUGGUGAAGAUCAUUGACACUGCAGAGGUGAAUUUUAGACCUUAAGCAGGGUGACCAUAGUAUUUCCCUGUAAAUUGUGUAUUUUAAAAUUCUUCACAUUUGUUAUAAUCCAUUUAGAUUAUUUACAAAACGGAUUAAGCCCCCGUGUGAUACUAGUGCAAUUCCUAGAAUAAUUUGCAUCAUCAUUUAAAAGGGACAAUUCUAGAAUUAUUGUUAUUGUGGAACUUCUAUCAUUCCGUCUUUUCUGCUCCUUGUCUGUAAAAAUCGUGCCAUGUUCAUUCAAAGAACGCUGAACGCCGAAGUUAUUUUGAUUCAAUGUGGUUACAAACAUUUGUAUUCCUUUUG